Xyrichtys novacula (pearly razorfish) is the source of this 10111-nucleotide messenger RNA. The record is from the annotation of a GenBank genome assembly. Lineage: Eukaryota; Metazoa; Chordata; Actinopteri; Labriformes; Labridae.
AUGAGUACUGACGCGGAGAUGGCCAUUUAUGGCAAAGCUGCCAUUUACCUUCGUAAGCCAGAGAAGGAGAGAAUUGAGGCUCAAAACAAACCCUUUGAUGCCAAGACUGCCUGCUAUGUGGUUGAUACCAAGGAGCUGUACCUGAAGGGAACAAUCAUGAAGAAGGAUGGUGGCAAAGUCACUGUCAAAGUCCUGGGAACUGAGGAUGUGGGUAUCUUAACACCAGAGUCAUAUUCUCCUUAAAGUGAUCUGUUCUCAUUCUGAAAACCUUCCUGUUACAGGAGAGGACAGUCAAAGAAGAUGACGUCUCUCCAAUGAAUCCUCCCAAGUUCGACAAAAUUGAGGACAUGGCCAUGAUGACCCAUCUCAAUGAAGCCUCUGUGCUUUAUAACCUCAAAGAGCGUUAUGCAGCAUGGAUGAUCUACGUAAGGAAAUAAGGCUGAUAACUAAUGAAAAUGUUUUCACUUAUAUAUUCAUGUGUGAAGUACUGAGACAACCAUAUUUCUUCCCACUUUCAGACCUACUCUGGCUUGUUCUGUGCCACCGUGAAUCCCUACAAGUGGCUCCCAGUGUACGAUUCUGAAGUUGUAUCUGCCUACAGAGGCAAGAAGCGUAUGGAGGCUCCACCCCACAUCUUCUCUGUCUCUGACAACGCUUAUCAGAACAUGCUUACUGGUAAGAAACAACAGCAAAAAAUGACUCAAUCUAUUAAUUGAAGUUUCUACCGGAAGGAAAAUAAUGUAUUAUUUUACCUGUCAACAGAUAGGGAGAACCAGUCUGUCUUGAUCACGUAAGUUUAAUUUUUUUUUUCUUGUUUUAUGUAUAAAUACUUGAUGAAAUAUUGACAAAAUGCUAACAAGGGAUUUUCUAUGCCUAGUGGAGAAUCUGGUGCUGGAAAGACUGUGAACACCAAGCGUGUCAUCCAGUACUUUGCAACAAUCUCAGUUGGUGGAGACCAGAAGAAGAAGGAACCAUCAAAGAUGGGAGUAUGUACAAAUUUAAUGGUUACAGCUCUGUGUUAUUUAAUAUCUUUAAAAUUAAAUAUAGAAAAAGCUCAUUUUCUGAUAUCACUUGGAAAUCUCCAUUUCAGGGUUCACUUGAGGACCAGAUUAUUGCAGCCAAUCCUCUGCUGGAGGCCUAUGGUAAUGCCAAAACUGUGAGAAAUGACAACUCCUCUCGUUUUGUAAGUAUAGAGGGAACUUUUGCAUAUCAAAAUGGUCUUGUCAAACAUUGCCUAUGUUCAUGAAUGUUUAAUGAAACUUUCUCCUGGACAGGGUAAAUUCAUCAGAAUUCAUUUCGGCACAAGUGGCAAACUGUCUAGUGCUGAUAUUGAGACAUGUAAGUGUGAAAAUUCUCUUAUACAUUCUUGUAACAAGAAUCACAAUUUGGCCAGGAUUUGACUCAUGAACAAUGUUUGUAGAUCUGCUGGAGAAGUCUAGAGUGACAUUCCAGCUUUCUGAUGAAAGAGGCUACCACAUCUUCUACCAGAUGAUGACCAACCACAAACCUGAGCUGAUUGGUAUACACAUUUUUUUUCUCAAUGUUACUCCUGAGUCUCAUACAAAACAAAAUUGACCUCAUCCUUCUUUUUUUUUUUUUUUCCAGAAAUGGCCCUCAUCACAACCAACCCCUACGACUUCCCCAUGUGCAGCAUGGGUCAGAUCACUGUGGCCAGUAUUGAUGACAAAGUUGAGCUGGAAGCCACUGAUGUGAGUGACCUGUGAUCUUCACUACAAAAUAGUUACAUUUUAUAAAUGACAACACCAAAGGUACUCUGCAUUAAAAUUACUUACAUUCAUUUGGACACUUGUAUCAAAUACAGAAUGCUAUUGAUAUCCUGGGCUUCACUAAUGAGGAGAAGAUGAGCAUCUACAAGAUGACUGGUGCUGUGCUUCACCAUGGUAACAUGAAGUUCAAGCAGAAGCAGCGUGAGGAGCAGGCUGAGCCUGAUGGCACAGAGGGUGAGUUCUGCUGUUCACUUUAAGUUAGAGGUUUUUAUUCUGGCUAGUCUUCUAGACAAUGGAAACCACAUGCCGUAUCACUGAAAGUCAUUUGAUUAUUGUCAGAUGCCGACAAGGUUGCCUACUUGCUGGGUCUGAACUCUGCUGAUAUGCUGAAGGCUCUGUGCUACCCCAGAGUGAAGGUCGGAAAUGAGUUUGUCACCAAGGGACAGACUGUACCUCAGGUAAUCAUGGAUCUCUGAUAUCUAGUAAACUAUGCACCCAGGAAUGAAGUUAUCAAGGUCUUGCUUAAGUAGUAUUUUAAAUCAUGUUUUGUUUUCUGAGUUUUUUUUUUUGUUUGUUUGUUUGUUUGUAUUCACCCCAUGAACAGAUACUAGGUAAAACUGGUAUUUUAAAUGAAAUGUUUACCUGGCUUGAAUAACAUGAUACCUUUGUUUUAUUUAGGUGCUGAACUCAGUGACUGCCCUGGCCAAGUCUAUCUAUGAGAGGAUGUUCUUGUGGAUGGUCAUCCGCAUCAACCAGAUGUUGGACACUAAACAGCCAAGACAGUUCUUCAUUGGUGUGCUGGAUAUUGCUGGCUUUGAAAUCUUUGAUGUAAGAUUCAUACCAAACAAUUCAGGAUCUAAUUCACUUUUCUUAAGGGUAUCAGUCCUUUUUUCUUUCACCCCAAAAAAACAUCAAUCAUCUAUUUUUCUUCCUUUACAGUUCAACAGCAUGGAGCAGCUGUGCAUCAACUUCACCAAUGAGAAGCUGCAACAGUUCUUCAACCAUCACAUGUUCGUCCUGGAGCAAGAGGAGUACAAGAAGGAGGGUAUUAUCUGGGAGUUCAUUGACUUCGGUAUGGACUUGGCUGCCUGUAUUGAGCUGAUUGAGAAGGUAAUGAUUACAUUCAGUGACUAUGUAAUUCUGUCGGUUUCACUCACUGUACAUGCAAAAUAUUUACUUUUGUCAUCUUUUUCAAGCCCAUGGGCAUCUUCUCCAUCCUUGAAGAGGAGUGCAUGUUCCCCAAGGCUACAGACACAUCCUUCAAGAACAAGCUGUAUGACCAGCAUCUUGGCAAGAACAGAGCAUUUGAGAAGCCCAAGCCCGCCAAGGGCAAGGCUGAGGCCCACUUCUCCCUGGUUCACUAUGCUGGUACUGUGGACUACAAUAUCGCUGGCUGGCUGGACAAGAACAAGGAUCCACUGAAUGAAUCCGUCCUUCAGCUGUACCAGAAGUCAUCCGUUAAGCUGCUGUCUCAUCUCUAUCCUCCUGUUGUUGAGGGUAAGAUGUAAUUAAGUGUUAGGUGCAUUUCUGACUAGCUGUGGUAUACUUUAAUGGAAUUUGUGAGACUACAUUUAACUUUGUGUCUUUAAUUUAUGAACAGAGACUGGUGGCGGCAAGAAGGGAGGCAAGAAGAAGGGUGGUUCUAUGCAGACUGUGUCUUCACAGUUUAGGGUAAGGAUUCACAUUUCAAACUUGUAUCAUGGAUCAAAUCUCAUAAUUGAACUAUGACAAGAUAUAACAUCUUGGAUCCACAGGAGAACUUGGGCAAGCUGAUGACCAACUUGAGGAGCACCCAUCCUCACUUUGUGCGUUGUCUGAUUCCCAACGAGUCAAAGACUCCAGGUAUAUACACAAAAAAAAAAAAAUGCCAGUAACUUUUCUGACAUACAGUUUUGUUGUUUCAUGUUGGAAAAUUUUGAAUUAUAACAGAAAGUCUGACUUCAUUUUAAAGGUCUGAUGGAGAACUUCCUGGUCAUCCACCAGCUCAGGUGUAAUGGUGUGCUGGAGGGUAUCAGAAUCUGCAGAAAAGGUUUCCCCAGCAGAAUCCUCUAUGGUGACUUCAAGCAGAGGUAUCAAUGGAUUAAAUAGAGAUUUGGUUCAGGGGGGCUUUAAGGCAAUACUGACACUGACAAUGGGCUCUCUCAUUAUAGAUACAAGGUGCUGAAUGCCAGUGUCAUCCCUGAGGGCCAGUUCAUUGAUAACAAGAAGGCUUCAGAGAAGCUGCUUGGAUCAAUUGAUGUUGAUCAUGACCAGUACAGAUUUGGACACACCAAGGUAUUGUACUUAAUUUGUUUUUAAGAACCUAAUUAUAGGUUAGGAGAACAGCAAUUUGUCUAUCCCAAAUUCUAAACUAAUACACCCAUCUCCAAGUCUGAAUAAACUAUGAUGGUCAUUGGCCAAGGUGGCCAAGGGAUAAGUGAAGGACAGAGAGAUGAAUGAAAGGAAACAGCACACCCAUGUGGCCACUUGUACGGCUUGCACUUUGCAUUGUACCUGAUACUCUCAGGCAUGAGAGUGAAAUUUUCUCUGCAGUCCUUUGCUGCUUUGUACAUUUCUUUUGUUUUCAGUUUUUGGGGUAAUAUGCUCAAACUUAUUGUCCUUUAUAAUUUUAGUAGAAAAAGUAAAUGAAUUACUUGUAAGCCACAAUCAAUUGAAAAACAUCUGCAUUUUCCAGAACUAAUGCUCCAAAAAUGAAAAACAUGUACUGUGAUGAAUGACCUAUGUUUCUGUUCUACAUUCUCCUUAGGAAAUUAAAAUAUGUCAGCAUGGUUCUAAGAGAAAUUUGUUAAAAUAUGAGAAAUUUGUGCUAAAACUGGUUCACACAUUUCUGGUGCCAAAGUGGUAUUUUUGGUUAUUUUAGUGAAGUGUAUGAUGCAGUCUCUAUUUCCUAUUUGAUUAGGUGUUCUUCAAGGCCGGUCUCCUGGGUACUCUUGAGGAGAUGAGAGAUGAAAAACUGGCAUCUCUGGUGACCAUGACUCAGGCCAUGUGCCGUGGAUACCUGAUGAGAAGGGAGUUUGUGCAGAUGAUGGAGAGGAGGUGGGUGAAGAGUUUCUUGAUUUAUGUACAUGGUAUUGUAAUUUUAUUGAACUCGACAUCUACAACAGACGUUUUUGUCCCCCAGGGAUGCCAUCUAUACCAUCCAGUACAAUGUCCGCUCAUUCAUGAAUGUCAAACACUGGCCAUGGAUGAAGGUCUACUACAAGAUCAAGCCUCUGCUGAAGAGUGCUGAAACUGAGAAGGAGCUGGCCCAGAUGAAGGAGAACUAUGAGAAGAUGCAGACAGACCUGGCUGCUGCCCUGGCAAAGAAGAAGGAGCUGGAGGAGAAGAUGGUGUCCCUCCUGCAGGAGAAGAACGAUCUGCAGCUGCAAGUCGCAUCUGUAAGUCUGCAAUUAUGUUAUGUUUGAUUCUGUCAAAAUAAUGUGGAUCUGCUAAUCAAUGCUUCACAUUACAAACUAGGAAUCAGAGAAUCUGUCAGAUGCUGAGGAGAGGUGUGAGGGUCUUAUCAAGAGUAAGAUUCAGCUGGAGGCCAAGCUCAAAGAGACAACUGAAAGACUGGAGGAUGAGGAGGAAAUCAAUGCUGAGCUCACUGCCAAAAAGAGGAAGUUGGAGGAUGAAUGCUCUGAACUCAAGAAGGACAUUGAUGACCUGGAGCUUACCUUGGCCAAAGUGGAGAAGGAGAAACAUGCCACUGAGAACAAGGUUUGGGGAAAAAAACAAGUAUCUCACAUGUCAAAUAAAAUCAGGACAUUGCCACAUAGUACUAAAAAUAUUUUACUCACAAAUUUAGGUGAAGAACCUGACUGAAGAGAUGGCCUCUCAGGAUGAGAGCAUUGCCAAGUUGACCAAGGAAAAGAAAGCCCUUCAGGAGGCUCAUCAGCAGACCCUUGAUGAUCUGCAGGCUGAGGAAGACAAGGUCAACACUCUGACCAAGGCCAAGACUAAGCUUGAGCAGCAAGUGGACGAUGUAAGUUUUUUAUAUGUCACUAUGCUAAACAAUUAAUAUGGAAGAAGAACCUGGUCUUUAAGAACAUAUAUUACCGUUUAGCUUGAAGGUUCUCUGGAGCAAGAGAAGAAGCUGCGCAUGGACCUUGAGAGAGCCAAGAGAAAGCUUGAGGGUGAUCUCAAACUGGCUCAAGAAUCCAUCAUGGACCUUGAGAAUGACAAGCAGCAAUCUGAGGAGAAAAUGAAGAAGUAAUGUUCUUGACAUUAAAUCAAAAGAAUACAACUAGAUCAUCAACAACAGCAAAAACUCCAACUAUGAAUUUUUCUGUUAUCCCCACAGGAAGGACUUUGAGAUCAGCCAGCUCCUCAGCAAGAUUGAGGAUGAGCAGUCAAUGGGUGCUCAGCUUCAGAAGAAGAUCAAGGAGCUCCAGGUGACAUACUCACUCACUUAAAAUAUACAUACAAAUGCUCAGUUCUUGGGUACAAAUUUACUGAAAGACAAUAUGCUUUCAUUACACAGGCCCGCAUUGAGGAACUGGAAGAGGAGAUUGAAGCAGAGCGCGCAGCUCGUGCCAAGGUUGAGAAGCAGAGGGCUGAUCUCUCCAGGGAACUUGAGGAGAUCAGUGAGAGGCUGGAGGAAGCUGGUGGUGCCACCGCUGCUCAGAUUGAGAUGAACAAGAAGCGCGAAGCUGAGUUCCAGAAGCUCCGUCGUGAUCUUGAGGAGUCCACUCUGCAGCAUGAAGCCACUGCUGCCGCUCUUCGUAAGAAACAGGCUGACAGCGUUGCUGAGCUGGGAGAACAGAUCGACAAUCUCCAGCGUGUCAAGCAGAAGCUUGAGAAGGAAAAGAGUGAAUACAAGAUGGAAAUUGAUGACCUCUCCAGCAACAUGGAGGCUGUUGCCAAAGCAAAGGUACAAAAGACAAUGGAUGUUAAAAUUAGUGCAUUGAACAAGGUCAUUUAUGUUACAUCUGAUCAUUGAUUUGACUUGUCUUUGUCUCUUCAGGGAAAUCUUGAAAAGAUGUGCCGUACCCUUGAGGACCAACUCAGUGAAAUUAAGACCAAGAAUGACGAAAAUGUCCGUCAAAUCAAUGACCUUGGUGCACAGAAAGCACGUCUCCUGACAGAAAAUGGUAGCUACAAGUUACAACUGGAUAAUUUGAGUAUUUCAUAUUGUUGAAAUAUAACACAAACUAAUGUUUCACUGCACCUCUCUAACAAGGUGAGUUUGGCCGCCAAAUUGAGGAGAAGGAGGCUCUUGUCUCCCAGCUGACCAGAGGCAAACAGGCUUUCACUCAGCAGAUUGAGGAGCUGAAGAGACAGACUGAAGAGGAGGUUAAGGUAAGAAAACUUAUAUCAAGUGGAUUUAUAUUUUUGUAUGUCAGCUUCUGAAACAGGUAUUAAAAAGUAUUUGAUAUCUGACAUCAGGCCAAGAAUGCUCUUGCCCAUGGACUGCAAUCAGCCCGUCAUGACUGUGAUCUGCUGAGGGAGCAGUUUGAGGAGGAGCAGGAGGCUAAGGCUGAGCUGCAGCGUGGAAUGUCCAAGGCUAACAGCGAAGUGGCUCAGUGGAGAACCAAGUAUGAAACUGAUGCCAUCCAGCGCACAGAGGAACUGGAAGAAUCCAAGUGAGUCUAUAUCAAGCAAAUUACUAUACAUCUAAAUAACUGUUAUGAAAGUUACUACCAGUCAGUAGAGAUAUUGACCGUCACCAACUUCAUCCUCUCAACACAGGAAAAAGCUUGCCCAGCGCCUUCAGGAGGCUGAGGAGCAGAUUGAGGCUGUCAAUUCCAAGUGUGCCUCUCUGGAGAAAACCAAACAGAGACUCCAGAGUGAGGUGGAGGACCUCAUGAUUGAUGUGGAGAGAGCUAAUGGCCUGGCUGCCAACCUGGACAAGAAGCAGAGGAACUUUGACAAGGUAGUAUUUGCUUUUGUAACCUUCAUUUAAAUCAAAUGGGUAGUCAUUCCCAUUGAUUCAACCAAUUGCUAAGAUAACUUGUUGCACUUCAGGUGUUGGCAGAGUGGAAACAGAAGUAUGAGGAGGGUCAGGCAGAGCUUGAGGGAGCUCAAAAGGAGGCUCGUUCUCUCAGCACUGAGCUGUUCAAGAUGAAGAACUCAUAUGAAGAGGCUCUGGAUCAGCUGGAGACCAUGAAGCGUGAAAACAAGAACCUGCAGCGUAAGUUAUCACUUUGUACUCCAGACAUUCUGUUGAUAAAGUGUGUUCCUUUUGUAUUCAAUGCUCACUUUGUAUUUUGAGGCUUAACAACACGAAACAUUCAAAUACCUCCACAGAGGAGAUCUCAGAUCUGACUGAACAGAUCGGUGAGACUGGCAAGAGCAUCCAUGAGCUGGAGAAGGCCAAGAAGCAGGUGGAGACUGAGAAGUCUGAGAUUCAGACUGCUCUUGAAGAGGCUGAGGUAUGUGUUGGUUCAGGAGAAAUCUUCUCAGAGGAAUCUAAAACCAAUCCAGUGUAGAAUGAUAUGUUAUGAGAGGCAUGAGUGUUGAGAUUAAAGACUUACUUUCCGUUGUCAUUAGGGAACCCUGGAACAUGAAGAGUCCAAGAUCCUCCGCGUCCAGCUGGAGCUCAACCAGAUCAAGGGUGAGGUGGACAGGAAGCUGGCAGAAAAAGAUGAGGAAACAGAGCAGAUCAAGAGGAACAGCCAGAGGGUGAUUGACUCCAUGCAGAGCACUUUGGACUCUGAGGUCAGGAGCAGGAAUGAUGCCCUGAGAAUCAAGAAGAAGAUGGAGGGAGACCUGAAUGAGAUGGAGAUUCAGCUGAGCCAUGCCAAUCGCCAGGCAUCUGAGUCCCAGAAGCAGCUGAGGAACGUGCAGGCACAGCUGAAGGUACUGCUGCACAUAUAGACUGUGCAGAGAUUAUGGUCAUCAUACUUUUGUGUGGCAAGCCAUCUUCAUAUUUUCUUUACAUUUCUCACUAGGAUGCCCAACUGCACCUUGAUGACGCUGUCAGAGCCCAGGAUGACCUCAAGGAACAAGCUGCUAUGGUGGAGCGCAGGAAUGGCCUCAUGGUUGCUGAAAUUGAGGAACUCAGAGCUGCUCUGGAACAGACAGAGAGAAGCCGCAAAGUGGCUGAGCAGGAGCUGGUGGACGCAAGUGAGCGUGUUGGACUUCUGCACUCACAGGUACUUUCCUUUGAGUUUCACUACUUAAACGUUUAUCAUUAUUUCACGGGGAACAGUAACGGUACAUUAUUCCUUCUUUUUCUUUCAGAACACAAGCCUUCUGAACACCAAGAAGAAGCUUGAGACUGACCUGGUCCAGAUUCAGAGUGAAGUGGAUGACACUGUUCAGGAAGCAAGGAAUGCUGAGGAGAAGGCCAAGAAGGCCAUCACUGAUGUAGGUGUACUUGAAGUGUGGGACAUAGUGACUGAUCAGUGGGUGUUUUUACAAUAUUUCUUAUCAGUGAUAAAUUUUGUUUCCUCUAGGCUGCUAUGAUGGCUGAGGAGCUGAAGAAAGAGCAGGAUACUAGUGCUCACCUGGAGAGAAUGAAGAAGAACCUUGAGGUUGCUGUCAAGGACCUGCAGCACCGCCUGGAUGAGGCUGAGAACCUGGCCAUGAAGGGUGGCAAGAAGCAGCUCCAGAAACUUGAGUCUAGGGUAUGAAAGUUGUGUUUACAGUUUAGAAAAUUGAGUGUAGAUUUUUGAGAUAGUUAUAUUGAUAUAUUCAAUGUUUUUCUGUUGUGUGAAGGUGCGUGAGCUGGAGGGUGAAGUUGAUGCUGAGCAGAGACGUGGAGCUGAUGCUGUUAAGGGUGUCCGCAAAUAUGAGAGGAGGGUGAAGGAGCUCACCUAUCAGGUAUUGUCACACUGACACUUAACAAAAUCAAUUUGGCAUACCUAUUGUCUUGUCAAAAUCAUUCAUUAAUUGCAUGUUUACCUUUAAUUAAAGACUGAGGAGGACAAGAAGAAUGUUACCAGGCUUCAGGAUCUGGUUGACAAGCUGCAGCUCAAGGUGAAGGCCUACAAGAGGCAGGCUGAGGAAGCGGUAAGGAUCCACCAUUUCAAUAUAUGUUUCAACAAAACAAUUCCACAGUGCAACUGUAGUGUUAUGUUAAGUUCAUCAGCCAUUUGUACAUUUCAAAAAUCUCUACUUAUUCUUCCUUUUAAAGGAGGAGCAGGCCAAUGUUCAUCUGUCCAAGUGCAGAAAGAUCCAGCAUGAGCUGGAGGAGGCUGAGGAGCGUGCUGACAUCGCAGAGUCUCAGGUUAACAAACUGAGGGCCAAGAGCCGCGAUGCUGGCAAGGUAAACAACAAUUAUACUUAAAUUCAUCAGUUUGUAUAUUGUAACAUAUUCCUUGCUCUUUUGAACUUACUUCAAGGCAUUAGGUUUAAAUCUUAGAAAAUUAAUUGAUAAAAACUGUCACCUUAAUUAUAUCAAAAUUAAACUUACACUACCAUUUAUCUGUUUCUUACAGGGAAAAGAAGCUGCUGAGUAA